AUGAGUCGAACCAAAGACAUGAACAACUGUCUGACCUUGGGUUCUAUUCCCUCAGAGAGUUCCAACCUUCCGUCUUGGGCUCCGGACAACAAUCCUAAAGCUCGCCGAGGGAUCCUGAGGAGAGCGGUGUUCUCGGAGGAGCAGCGGAAAGAACUGGAGAAAACCUUUAGACGACAGAAGUACAUCAGCAAAACAGACAGGAACAGGCUAGCAGCAAACCUCAGCCUGAAGGAAGCACAGGUACGGUGUUAG
Messenger RNA from Knipowitschia caucasica, 252 nucleotides. NCBI's taxonomy places the organism in Eukaryota, Metazoa, Chordata, Actinopteri, Gobiiformes, Gobiidae. The record is from the annotation of a GenBank genome assembly.